Indicator indicator is the source of this 2301-nucleotide messenger RNA. It is a transcript of the gene PWWP3A, whose product is annotated as PWWP domain containing 3A, DNA repair factor. The coding region runs from base 1 to 2235 and encodes 744 amino acids. Lineage: Eukaryota; Metazoa; Chordata; Aves; Piciformes; Indicatoridae. The record is from RefSeq and is a predicted model, not a curated record. The transcript is spliced from 14 exons.
AUGACAGACCAAGAGUAUGUUCUCUGCACCUGGAAGAAGCGUUUAUGGCCAGCAAAGGUUUUGUGCAAAUCUGGACUUGCUGGGCAAAGAUCCAUCAGUGAUGGGACGGAGACUUCUUUUGAAGUUGAAAUACUUGGCUUGAAAGAACAGGUCAGUGUGAGCUGUGCAAACACUGUGCCACUGAAGGAGGAGAGCAUAGAGAGCAUCGCCUCCAGCUUAGAUGAGAGGAAAGAGUCAAGUGAGGCUGUGGAGGAGCUGAAGUAUCGGCGGUCUCUGAAAAUUGCCCUGGAUGUUUUGACUCAAAAUGGCUUAGCCAGACAAAUGUCACCUUCAGAAGGACCAAAUGCUCUGCUGUCCCAGGAGAACAAGGCAGGACCUCUCCCCACUACCUGCUUAUGCAGUUGCCAAGUGCUCUUUAAAGACAUGCCAGAGCCUGAGACUUCCAGGAAGAAAAAAGAGCAAAGGAAUGACUUCAGCCUGAAGACUGAGACAAAAAAACCAACCCAGAAAGUUUCCUUCAGGCUGGAGGAGAGCAGAACGAAGCCUUCCAGGUGUUCUACUGGGGACUUGUCUAGUACAGCAAAGACAGAGAGUCAAAAUGGCAUAAUACCAAAAGCAAAAUCCCUACCAAGAGAGAAAGCCAAGGCCAGGUUGUUGUCCAAGUCCAGCCCAAGAAACAAAACCUCCUGUAGACCCAAGGAGGAGAGGAGGAAGCAAGGAGGAAGACAACCAAGAGCUGCAGGAUCAGCUGUGUUGUGUGGGGGUGAUUCCCCCCAGGACCAAGCUCAGCCCUUUGCUGAGGAAGGGCCUUCUGUCAGGAGGGUGAACACCAGGAGUCAACCUAAAAGGACUUUACUGAAUUUGUGUCCAAGUGCCUCAGAUGACUUGGAAAAAAGCAUCAACAGUGAGAGUGAAAAUCUGGUGAAGCAACUGGAUGGGAGGAAAAAGCCAGAGAGUUUAAAAAGGAUGAAUGGAGAACAGGAGAUGGGAGCAGCUGCGUCCUCAAGCAGGAAAAGGAGGUGCAGGAUUUACCCUCAACCUUCAUCUGGGCCUCCUCCCCAAGAGACACUUCUGGAGAGGUUCCCCUCUCAGCCUGAAGAGAAGGGAAAUAAGAACAGUUCACCAGAGGUCACCAGUAAAAUAAAACACUUCCAGCUGCCUGACUUUGAGGAAGAUGAAGGAAUGGAAUUGUCUGAGCUGUCUUCAAAGAUCCCUUCCUCAGAGAGCCUCACUCACCUCUCAGCUCUGUUAGAUGAGGAGGAGGAGGAAGAUGAAGAGCUCCCCUGUGUUUUAUCCCGUCAAGAACCCCAAGCAAUCGAGGAAGGGAUUUUGGUCUGGUGCAAGCUGCGAGGGUAUCCAUACUGGCCAGCAGUGGUGAAAAACGUGAAGCGGAAGCAUCGGAAGGCCUACGUGCUCUUAAUAGAUGGCACUACAAAUGAGAGGAAAAAAGGUUUUUCAGUACCUCUAAAGAAUCUGAAGCACUUUGACUGCGAGGAAAAGCAGGACCUCAUAGAACGAGCCAAAGAAGGCUACCGGCAGGAGAUCGAGUGGUGUGUGCGGCUGAUCGCUGACUACCGCAUCAGAGUGGGUUGUCAUUCAUUCACUGGAUCCUUCUUGGAGUAUUUUGCUGCUGAUAUCAGCUACCCAGUGAGAAAGGAAGGUUACCAGGAUGUCCUCCAAAUGACCUUUCCAAAUGAGACAGAGGAAAAUGGGGAAGAGUCUCCAUCAGAAGCUUCUCCUUCAAAGCCACCCAAGAAACUCCUUCCUGACCGAUCCAGGGCAGCUAGAGACAGAGCAAAUCAGAAGAUCGUGGAGUUCAUUGUGAAGACCAAAGGGGCUGAGGAGCACCUCCUGGCUAUUCUGAAAAGCAGGAAGCAAUCCCGGUGGCUGAAGGAAUUCCUGAACUCGGGUCAGUAUGUGACCUGUGUUGAAACCUAUUUAGAGGACGAGGAGCAGCUCGACCUGGUUGUCAACUACCUGAAGGAAGUUUAUCAUGGGAUCGACGCUAAAAAUCUGCACCAGCUGGGUGGGGAUGGGAUAAAACUCAUCUCUGAUGUCCUUCUGCCUGAGGCUAUCAUUUAUGCCAUCUCUGCCGUGGAUGACAUCGAUUACAAGAAGGCAGAAGAGAAAUACAUAAAGGGACCAUCUGUGAGCAAAAGGGAGAGAGAAAUAUUUGAGGAAGAGAUCCUGGAGAGAAAACGUCAGAGCGAGCUGGUGGCUGCAGACAGAAUCUGAGUCCCUGUGGCACAGAGUCCCCAAGCCACAGUGGCAGAGUAGCUGCUGAAGGCAAUGCCUGCGUCU